Vanrija pseudolonga is the source of this 609-nucleotide messenger RNA. RefSeq lists its product as uncharacterized. The record is from RefSeq and is a predicted model, not a curated record. Bases 1 to 609 code for a protein of 202 amino acids. The transcript has a single exon. NCBI's taxonomy places the organism in Eukaryota, Fungi, Basidiomycota, Tremellomycetes, Trichosporonales, Trichosporonaceae.
AUGCGUCCCGCCGGCCUCGAGAUCCACCUGCCCCACAACAACUUCAAGCACUACCGCACGUCAUCGUCGGGCGCUUCUUCUGCUGCUUCCUCGUCGGCCUCCCCAACCCCCUCGACGAUGAGCACGUCGCCCACCUACCCCAUCACCUUCACGCGCGACGACCUGCCCGCGCGCUCGGACGAGACCUUCCCCGCAUACGCAUGCUACGAGCACACGCUCGCAAGCUACCACAACACCAAGCUGCGCCAGCUGCUCGACGACGCCGAGCAGCUGCGCACCGCGUCGCCCACGCCGCCGACGACCCCUUCGUCGCUCCUCCCCGCGUUCACCAGCGACCUGCCCUCACCCGUCCUCGUCGGCGGCGUGCUCCGCCUCGCGCCUGAACGCUCCCACAACGCGUCGACCGACACGCUUGUCGAGGAGGACGUGCAGCGCCGCGUCGCGGUCAAGAUCCGCCCCGCGCGCACCCACUCUGCCAGCGACGAGCUCGCGCUCCACACGGCCGUGACGCACGCUGAAGAACGGCCAGGCUUCAGCUCGUGGCUCUCGGGCCUGUUCGUCUCGCGCGGCCGCAGCACCAAGCGCUCCGGAUCAAGCCGCCGUCGUUGA